AUGACAACCGAGCAAGCGCGGCGCGGCGCGUUCAGCUCAAAGGCCGGAAUGCUGAUCGCCCUCUGUGCAUGUGUAGUUUUGGUGAUCUCGAGCUCAAGUGAUGCGGCGGAAUUGCUCCAGGAUGAGCUUCUCCCACGAAGCUUGAGUAGUAAUUCACAACAGCCUUCUGCAAAUGUUGUGUCGUGCACGAUACCCGAGGCUAGGGGAAGCUUGUCCCCGCCGAAUAGCAUCGUAUUGUCCGCGACAAAACUCUCCACGACCCUGCAGUGUGAGCAGGGUGCCACAGCUAUACCAGUGCAGCUUUCAGAGGUGUGUCAUCACCCGGAACAACCAUCUGUAGAGGAGUGCAAGAAAAAUGGGACGAAUUUGCGAGAGCUCCUUCAGACUUCCAACAAUCUCGAAUGGGUUCAAAGCCAGCCUCCGAUUGGUGGCAAAGGAGAUGAGAGGACACUGCAGCUUGCAGUGACUGACCUGCCUUAUAGAGAUACAACCUUCUUCGUCGGCUGCGAAAGUAACGUAAAACGUAGCCAAGCGUGCCAAGUCGACAUCACAGUGAAGGCGAGGUCUUCAUCCGUCGACGACAAAAACGUCGUCACAUGUGCUUACGGCGCGGAGAGCAACCCCAGGGCCCUGCCAGUGGAGAUGACUGAAGAGAACAACACACUCACCAUUGUGUGUGGAAAAGACGGGACCAUCAAGCCGCCGACUGACGAGCGUCACUACUGCGAGGACAAGAACCUGGAAAAGUGUGGGAAGAGCUACAAGGACAUUUUGCCCAGGUUCGACAGCUCGUGGUGGACGAAGGAGGGAGAGUCGCGUGCUAGCGUGAAGCUGACAAUCCCGAGGGGGGAUUUCCCAGCUGAGGAGCAGACGUUUUAUGUUGGCUGUGCCCCCAGUUCGAAGGAGCAGAGUCAGAAGGUCUCUAAUGCCUCUGAUGCCGAGGAAGGUGACGGUCAGACCUCUAUCGAGGGGCUGACCACUUGCGUAGUGCAGGUCACGGUGAACGCAGCGAGUUCUACAUCUUCGGCUAGUCCUGCUGUGCUCACGGGCAGUGCCUUUUUUGGAGUUGCGGGUGUGGCGGGUUUUGCGCCGCUCUUUUCUGAGUGA
Messenger RNA from Besnoitia besnoiti, 1107 nucleotides. Its product is annotated as SAG-related sequence. The record is from RefSeq and is a predicted model, not a curated record. Gene Ontology annotation, cellular component: membrane. Bases 1 to 1107 code for a protein of 368 amino acids. Lineage: Eukaryota; Apicomplexa; Conoidasida; Eucoccidiorida; Sarcocystidae. The transcript has a single exon.